CCUGUUUCUGUUUACAUCGAGCUUCCGUCGCAACAUGGCAACUAAAGAAGCGAAGGGGAAAAAAGGAAAAGAUGGGGAGAAACGAAGUGCCAAAAAGAGUGAAGAGUCCAUAAUUGAUGAUGAAAAGAAAGAGGGGUCCAUUAUUGGCGGGACUGAAUCGUCACCAACAGAAGAUAACGUCCAAGAGUCGCCACGAAAAGAGCCAACUCCCGAACCUGAAUACGAUGAACCAUCCUUGUCUGAACUAAUCAUAGAGAGCUAUGAGGGUGAGAAGGUUCGGGGAAUGUACGAGGGUGAGAGUGUGGCAAAUUACACAGGUGGACAUGUCUACAAGGGGAUGUUUAUGGAAGGCCUUAUGCAUGGAAAAGGGAGCUACACAUGGUCAGAUGGUGUUAAUUAUGAGGGCGAGUUUUACCAGAACAAAGUCACUGGUAAGGGAGUUUAUCGGUGGCCCGAUGGCAGUUCCUUUGAGGGGGAUGUAUUGAAUGGAAAGCGACAUGGUGAUGGAUCAUUCCAUUAUAAGGGAAACAAGGUGUCCUAUACUGGAGAGUGGUGUUCUGGGAAAAGGAAUGGAAAGGGGAAGAUGGAAUAUGAUAGUGAAGGAAAGUCAUUCUAUGAUGGAGAUUGGGUGAACAAUAUCAAACACGGGUGGGGAACUCGUCAGUACCCCUCGGGCAACAUUUACCAGGGGAUGUGGUUCAACAACGUCCGCCACGGUGAAGGCACUAUGAAAUGGCACGACAAAAACCAACUCUACACAGGCAACUGGGAAAACGGCAUCCAGCAUGGUAUGGGCCAACAUAUUUGGUUACUACGCCGUAAGACAGGGUCACAGUAUCCUCUCAGAAACAUGUACGACGGUGAGUUCGUCAAUGGUCUCAGGCACGGAUUCGGAACAUUCUUGUACGCCAAUGGAGCCAAGUAUGAGGGAGGCUGGAAAAACAACAUGAAACAUGGAAAAGGGAAGUUUACAUUCAAGAAUGGAAGAAUCUAUGAGGGAAUGUUUGAGAGGGACCACAUAGUGGAAUACCCUGAUUUUACUAUGGAUGGGGCCACCACACCUGACAUUACACAGAUCAGGACAAGGACACCACUUCCUGGAGACAAUCUAUCAGUCCACAGUAACGAGAGCAGGAACACCAUCAGUCCUAGCUUCCAACUGGACAUUGACCACCUCCUUAACGAGCUAACUGAUUACGACAGAGAGGAGGAAGCUCAACAGGCUCUCUGUGUGGUCAUGCGUAACAUCAGUACCCUGAGGAAGAUAUACAACUUCUACAGUAGCCUGGGCUAUGAGGAGAGUUCAGACAAUACAUUUGUUAUGAACAAGAUGCAGUUCUGGCGGUUCAUGAAGGACUGUAAGCUCCAUGAUGGCCAGCUUACCCUCAUGGAUAUGGACAGAAUGCUUGGUCACAAUAAGGCCAGCUAUGAGGUCCACAACCCGUACGAAAGAAUCUUGAUCCGGCAGUUCGUGAACAGCCUCAUCAUCUUAGCGUACUACCUCUACCACGAGGAGCAUGAGGGAAGUGAGCCAAUCCUGGCCACAUGUAUGUCCAAGCUGAUCCACAACAAGAUCCUGAGGCAUGCAUGCAAUGUUAAAGGUCACUUUUAUCAUGAGAGCCGUCGGUCAGUAAAUGCCCUCGUCCAUCUUGACCAGUCUUAUGAAGUAUACCAAGCAGUCUGUGCCCCAAGAAAGUUAGCACCAAAGGACAACUCGAUGAAGAUGAGACAAUUCUUGUAUAUGAUGAAGGACCUGAAACUGAUCAACAAUGACUUGAGUCCUAAAGCUCUGCUGGAUAUUCUGUCCUCUGAUGACCCUCGGGUGGCUGAUGGGGAAGGCUGUUGUAACCUGGAAUUGGAGAUGACGUUUUUGGAGUUUUUUGAAGCCCUGAUCGGCUCGGCUGAGGUUUUCGUGACAGAAUCUGUAGUAAAAGACCCAACAACUCCCAGACCUAGUACUGUACUUACACCAGAACAAAGCAUGUUCUCUAUACCAGUGUCUCCAUCACGGAUGGCCAGUCAGGUUGGAAUGGAUGCUGUAGAGUCCAAUGCUCAGGGAUCUCCUCGCCAGGGAACGGUUUCUCCGGAGACAAGUUCUCCUGUACGAGCAGUUUCAUCAGCUGACGGUACGACCAAGACAGGAGAUAUAACAACCAAACAACAUGAGUCCGGAUCCAUGGCAACAGGAGGAUCUGAAAACGAUCAACCAACUGCCGUCAGUCGUCACGAUUCCGUUAAAGACAUCCAGCCACUAGCAGAACAACAAAAAAGUGCAUCAUUUGUGAGCACUCACACCAAUGCUACGGAUGCUGAUGGUCAUAUGCUGAUGCAGAGCUCGGUCUCCAUCGGGGGUCACACCCUGGGGGGCCAGACAGAGGGGGAUGAUGAAGGGGAAUACAAACAUGUUGGUUUGGCUGAAACAGAUGCUGAAGAUGAUGAAGAAGAGCUGGAUGAAGCAACACGACAGUUCAAUUUCUGGACACAUCAAAUUCACAUUUUCUUUGUUCGCAAGUUUUUCCCUGCUGCAGAGAAACUCUCCCAGUUGAAGACAUCCGUGGAGAAGAAGAGAAUUGACGAGGCUAAAGAACGUCUCAAAGCUGAGCAAGACGCGGAGGCUCUAAGACAAAUCGGCCAAUGUUAGGUCGGAAUUCCACUGUCCAAAAUCUCGUGUUAGGAUUUGAUAUACAUUAUCUUCUGUGUUUAUAGAACAAUGUCUGUGAUAACAAAAAAAUUAUUCCGUCCUUGCGGCAAUAUUACAAAUAUCUUAAGUAUUUUCUUAUUAUUAAAUGAAUAUGUGAACAAUUUUACUUCUCACAUCAAUGAAAAUCUGAUUUGCCAGCAGUAUCAUAUUAAUCAAUAAUAAAUACUGUAUUGUUAUGAAUUCGUGGACAAUUUUUUAAUUUAUAUCAAAUAUGAUUAAAAGGAAUUUGUAAACUUAAAUGUAGCCAGUAAUUUGAACUCUGGCCUCUUUCUUGAUCAUUUAAAAAAUUCUCCACUUUGUGCUUCCAUCCUUGGUGAGGAAACUGCAGGCCACAAUUUUCUGAUCUCUUCGUAAUUUGACUAUUCACGAUUAAUACUUAAAAUCAGCUGAUUACCAAAAACAUUACCCAUGACCACUUCAACAUAAACGAGUUACUUCAUUUAUGACAUGAAUGUGAUGAAGAAAUAAAUACAUCUCUAUUAUCAGAGUACAUUAUAUUAAAACUACAUUGUAAAGAUCUAGUGGGGACACUGAAACACAGUAUAAGUAUUGUUUAAAUAUAUCAUUCCAAAUUUAUAUUGAGAAGGCUUAAAUAGGUUUUGCCAGAUGCCCUAUCCUGCUGCAUUUGCAAUCAAAUUUGUUGAAAUUGAAAUAAAAAGGAAAGCAGCAACAGAA
Molecule: messenger RNA, 3376 nt
Organism: Pecten maximus
Lineage: Eukaryota; Metazoa; Mollusca; Bivalvia; Pectinida; Pectinidae
Product: radial spoke head 10 homolog B-like
Exons: 20
Coding region: 35-2641 (868 amino acids)
Source: RefSeq, a predicted model, not a curated record